CGUUAGGUGGCGCUGUGCAUCUACUUUGAAAGUUGUGCAGAAGAUUCAGCCAUUUCAGAUCAUCACUGCGCGUUUUAACUUUGACAAUAAUCUACAAUACGAUAAAGACCCGUAAUUAUCAGUGCAGAUAUAAUCAACACAGUCCUCCAGUAGUUAUAUUGUAUUGUGCUCUCUGUCGAUCUUCAAGCGGUUUUUCAGUGAUUCUUUCAUUCUGUCAGUCUGUUCGACUCUGACACACCCAGAAACAGUUGCGCAGCUCAUCACAAACACUGAUCAUCUUCAGAAACAGAUUGUACUGAAGUUUGCAGCAGUAUGAAGAACAUUUUAUUAUACUUUCUAAUCUCACUGUCCACUGAAGGUGUGUUUGGUGAGUCAUUGUCAGUGAAGGAGGGAGAUUCUGUCACUCUGUUCCCUCAGCUUACUGAAAUAAAGAAAGACGAUGUGAUAGAUUGGAGGUUUGGAGACAUUCUCAUAGCUAGAGUAAGAAAUAAUAAUAAACCCUCAGUGUAUGAGGAUGCUCUUGAUGGGAAAUUCAAAGGCAGACUGAAGCUGGACGGUCAGACUGGAGAUCUCACCAUCACUAACUUCAGAAACACAGACACUGGAGAGUAUGAAGUAUCUAACAUCAUCAACAACUUUAGGAAGACAAUCAGUGUCACUGUUAUGUCUGCAGUUGAAGUGAAGUUAGUAUCAGUGCUGAAGGGAGAUUCUGUCACUCUACACACUGAUCUUACUGAAGUACAUGAAGAUGAUGUGAUACAGUGGAGACACGGAGACACUUGUGUAGCUGAAAUCAAUAAAACAUGUGAUGGUCCUGAUGGGAGAUUCAGAGACAGACUGAAGCUGGAUCAUCAGACUGGAUCUCUGAACAUCACAAACAUCACAACCGCAGACUCUGGACUUUAUGAAGUGAAGAUCAGCAGCAGCAGACGCACCAUAAACCAGAGAUUCAGUGUUACUGUCAUCGUCGGGUUUAUGUUUAUGAGGGAAGGAAGUACUGUCAUACUAAACACUGAUACUGAAAUACAGAGAGAUGAUGAGAUACUGUGGAAGUUUGGAGAUGAAGUCAUCCGCAUUGAUCGCUUUAACAGACGUGUUGACUCCAGAUGGAGAAACAUUUCUGUGAGUGAUAACGGAGACCUCAUCCUCGCUAACAUCCAGAGUGAUCAGUUCGGGGAUUAUGACGUGGAGAUCAAAAACAAAAGCGCUUUGAAGAAAUUACAGUAUAAGGUUAAGGAUGUGAAAGACUAUGUCCUUCAUUAAUACCAGACAGGUACUUAAGUGAACUGUCUGAACGCCCUGAAACAGAACAGCAGUAAUUUAUAGUCACUAUAACAAUGUACACAUACAGAGUUACUGAAGUCAAACCAUUUUUUAAUGAAACUUAUGAGUAAAGACUUUCAUUUGCUUUGACACAAAUAUAGAAGCAUGCUUUGAUUUAUGAUGAAAUUGAUGUAACCGUUUGUACUAAUGCUGAUAUUGCACUAUUCAUAUGUGUAUUUUUUUUUUUUUUUUGCACUAAGAGCCAGUUUGACUGAUUUAUGUGCUUUUAUUCUUGUGUCUUUGUUUUUAUUUGAUGCUCUUGCUCCGUUGCAUCGCACAUAGUUGUGCUUAAUUGAAGUAUUCAUGCUUAAAUAUUUUAAAAGACUUCUGGAAAUCUACUCUGUGUUCAUACAGGACUUACAGAUGAUCUUACUGUCUAACACUUCAUUCCUUUUCACUAAGCUUUUGUUUGUUUAUAAACCACUGUUAUUACAGGAAACACAUUUAGUUAUUACAACAUUAUUAGUAUUAGGAAAAUAAAAUUUUGUGUGAUUAA
Messenger RNA from Cyprinus carpio (common carp), 1819 nucleotides. RefSeq lists its product as uncharacterized. Lineage: Eukaryota; Metazoa; Chordata; Actinopteri; Cypriniformes; Cyprinidae. The record is from RefSeq and is a predicted model, not a curated record.